Molecule: messenger RNA, 4737 nt
Organism: Scomber japonicus (chub mackerel)
Lineage: Eukaryota; Metazoa; Chordata; Actinopteri; Scombriformes; Scombridae
Product: up-regulator of cell proliferation-like
Exons: 2
Coding region: 1-4737 (1578 amino acids)
Molecular function (GO): GTP binding
Source: RefSeq, a predicted model, not a curated record
AUGGACCCAGAUAGACGAGAGCAUACAGUCCUUUUCAACUUACUCUCCAAACUUGGACUGGAGAAAUUUUAUCCCAACAAGCUCACUCUUCAGUCUCUUUUGGAAAUCAAUAAAAACAAUAUUUAUGAUCAAACUGUUGAAUCACUGGAGAAUAUACCAUGGUGCUUUCUCAGGAAACUCUUUCAAAUCAAUGCAGAAUGCAGAAAGUGUACACAAGUAUCAAACAAUGAUGAUGAUGAUGAUGAUGAAGAAAACAGUGAUCUGUUUGAUCUUGACCUGCUCACUGCAAAUAACUCUGUAGACAACAAUGUUAACCCUCUCGACCUCAUAGUUGCACUCUUUCUUUGUGCUGACAGCUUCUUGCAACAGGAAAUGGCUCUCAAGAUGUCAAUGUGUCAGUUUUCUGUGCCACUGCUGUUGCCUCAUGUCAAUAACAGUCAGUCUACUCUGAUGCUGUGGGCUCUGAGAGACAUCGUCAAAGAGUGGCGUCCACAUGAUUUAUCUGAAUCAAGAGGAUUUGUUGAAGACAACAUUGUUCAAGCAGAUAUACCAUUCUUUACCUUUGUCAGGCUGAAAAACUGUAGUCUCUCCAAGUCACAGGUGUUGAAUCAUGUUCUCAGUCGUGGUCAACAGAAUCACAACAUCUUCAUACACAGAGAUAUGAAAGGAGGAGCGAUCACAAAAAAAAUUGCAAAUGGUUUGGUCGAGGUUUGCUGGUUCCUUCCCUGUGGCAGAGAAAAUCUUGACAUAUUUCCAGGACCAGUUGCCUUUGCCAAUUUGAGAGGAGACAUUUGUGAGUCAGUCGCUCAAUUCAAUUUUCUUUCUCAGGUGUCAACUGCUACCUUUGUGUUCCUGGACAAAGUUGAAGAAAAUGAGCACAAGAUUCUGACUUCUCUUCAAGAUGUGAAAUCCAAACUCUUCUUGGUUGUUAAUUGCAAGGAGAACUCUAGAAAGGACAUGAUGUCUGUUAAGAAAACACUGAAAGAGUUAGAGAUACCAAAUAGCAGUGUGAAGACCAAAGACCCAAAGGUAAAUGUUGCAGCAUUUUCGGAGAAACUCUGUGUGUCCAUCAAGAAAUCACUGACAAAUGCAGCUAACAAUGUUAAAAUUGAAAAUAUGCUUGACAAAGCUGUUGAACUUGGUCUGUCUGUGGAUGAAAACAAAAGUGGCAAACAAAAGAAAGCAGCUGAGAAGAUUGUGAAAGGAAUUGGUGUGCAAAAAAUAUCAGAUUACAAAAUCCAACAACUUCCUUUGCAGGGAGAAAACUGGAAAAGAUUAUCACAGGUGGAAAUGGAGGAAUGUAGAUUAAAAAAAGUUGGCAAACAAGGACCGGAAGAAUAUAAAUCCCAGCUACAAGAAGAAAAACGACAAAUCAGGAAGGAGCAAAGCAAGUACAAACUGUCCACGGCCAUGAAAAGUUUUAUUGAAAAUGUAUUGAAAUGUGACAAAGAAGGAAGAGGUUUUUUUAUUAAGUGGAUGAAAUUUCAGCUGAAUGCACAUUCAGAAUCUGAUUUCAAUCAACUGUAUUUACUGCGUAAUGAACUGACAGAGCACUGUGGUAGAAAGGAGAAAGAUGUGAAAAUCAUUUCAGAGUUAGUUCAGACUUUGCUGGAAAGCUCUUUAGGAGUAGAGCAUUACAUGAGAGAGAUGGGACUCAUCUAUGAGUUCUCAAUUGAUGGCUCAAGAAACACUGCUGAUGAAAUAUCUCGUCUCCCUGGUUUGGCUGCUGAAAUGCUGUUGGAUGGAUAUCCUUUAGAGCUCUUGGAUGGAGAUGCUUCCAACAUCCCACAGAGAUGGGUGACAGAUGUGCUGAUGGAGCUUCACAAGAAGGUUAGGGGGAAGAGCAGACUGUUAGUACUGACUGUGCUGGGUGUUCAAAGUACAGGGAAGUCAACACUCCUCAACACCAUGUUUGGUGUGCAGUUUCCUGUCAGCAGCGGCAGAUGCACAAGAGGAGCGUAUAUGCUCUUCCUCAAAGUUGGAGAGGAUAUGAAACAUGAGUUGAACUGUGAUUUUAUAGUUCUCAUCGACGCAGAGGGUCUAAAGUCUCCUGCUAUGGCACAACUAGAGGGCAGCCAUGAGCAUGACAACCAGCUGGCAACCUUUGUGAUUGGUUUAAGUGAUGUCACCAUUAUAAACGUUGCCAUGGAGAACUCAACAGAAAUGAAAGAUGUCCUGCAAAUUGCAGUUCACGCCUUCCUAAAAAUGAAGGAAAUUGGUAAAAAGCCAAUUUGUCAUUUUGUGCAUCAAAAUGUUUCUGGAUUUUCAGCUCAUGACAAGACAAUAACAGAAAGACAGCAUCUCCUGGACCAGCUCAAUGAAAUAACACAAAUUGCUGCUGACAUGGAAAAGAAGCCUUCUAUUAAAGCAUUCACAGAUGUGCUGGACUAUGACAUGGACAAAAACAACUGGAACAUCCCAGGACUCUGGCAUGGAACCCCUCCGAUGGCAUCAGUGAGCACAGGUUACAGUGAAGCAGUAGCAGAUUUAAAGAGAAACCUUUUGGAGACAGUGAAAACAAGCCAAAGCAAUGACGUCUCACAGAUCCCAGAGUUUCUAGAAUGGAUUAAAAGUCUCUGGAAAUCUGUGAAAUAUGAGAACUUCAUCUUUAGUUUCAGAAACACUCUUGUGGCUCAGGCCUAUGACAACCUUUGCAACAAGUUCAGUCAAUGGGAAUGGGAGUUCAGAAAAGAAAUCCUCUCCUGGCAAACAGAAGCAGAGCGCGAAAUCUUACAUUCUGACAUUGAAUCUGGACUCCAACAUUUAACUGAAACAGUUGAAUCAAAAAAAUCAGAGGUGUCAGAAAAAAUAACAUCUGAAGAAAGACAAAUGAAGGAGAAACUUACAAACUACUACAGAAAGAAAGGAAAGAAGGUACAUCUGAUAGAAAAAUACAAGAUUGCAUUUUUCAACAGCAUCAGUAGUCUUGCAAAGGAAAUCAGAUACUCAGUGAACAACAUACUAGAUUGUGCACUUCACAUGAGAAAAAGUUCAAAAGAGGUUCAAGACAUUCAUAAGAAAUACAGAUGCAUGAUUGAGCAGCAGGUGAUGAAGAUCCUGAGUGACUGUAAAAACUCCAAACUGUCUGAUGAACAGCUGAAAGAGGAGUUUGAUAUGAUGUGGACUGAAGCAACUGCAAAUGUGUCUGGCCUGAAAGAACAAAAUAUAUCUGAAAACAUCCUCAAUCACUUGAGAAAAAACUUCCUAAAUCGAAAAGUCAAUGAGGAAUUACAGAACAUUGGAGACUUAACAGAAAUAGGGAAGAGUAAGUUUAAGGCCAGGAAUGAGCAUGUUAAAAAUGCAAAAACCUUGAAUGCGGUCUCCAGAACACAAAUAAAAAGAUGUUUGCAGGACACAGCUGAUCACAUCAAUGAGUCUUGUAGAAGUUUUGUGAUUAAUAUCGUAAAAACAAACGCAGAUUAUCAUGAGUCUUUCACAAAGGAACUUCUGGACAACAUUGAUGAGUCUCUUAAAAGUAUCUACAAGGAAGUCAAAAUCAAGUUUGAGAUUGACAUGAAACUUCACAUCUGUGGCAUUGCCUCAAGGGAAUUCUUCAAAAUGCAUCAAAAAUACUUGUCUGAUAAUGAUCCGCGAACUCAGCUGGAGAGGAACAAGUCUCGAUAUUUGUCAAAUUUUCUUGAUUUAUACAAAGAGAGAGAUGAUCGUCAGCGCAAAACAAAUGAUUUUGUCAGAUGUUGCAUCAAACCUGCUGUAGAAGAGUUCAUCGAUAGAUCUUUGGGAACAGAAAUUGUGGAUGAUAUUUUGACAGGUUCUCAUUCAGCAGAGUACAGCUCCCGCUCCUUUUUCCAGUACAACAUUCAGGAAGAGUUGCUGCAAAAUGAUGACUUUAACAGUUUUGCCAAGUACAUUAGUAAGUAUGAAAUAUAUAUUAAGGAUUGGAUAUUUCAGCACAUCCAGAAACAAAUGUCAGAGGACAAAACUUUGUGCAAACUGAAGAACAAGAAGCUUCAAGUCAUAUUUGAUAAAAUCACAGCAGCAUUAGAGCAGGCCACAAAAGGACCAGAUGGUGUUCAACUGCCAGACAACAAGGAAAGCAUCACAGAGCUCAUCAGCAACAUGCGGAAAUAUUUGAUUAAGGACAUCUCAAUCUCAGAGGAGGAUGAAAAAAUCACCCUGUUUCAAAUCCGAAGCACAUGUCAUCCUUUUAUCAACAGCCUCAAAGAGUCAAUAAAAGACUUGAAAGAACAGCUUCAGGAGGAAUUCUCACAGUCUGAAAACAUCACUGAGACUCUUCAAGACAAAUUUCCAAUCAAACCACAGGAUGAGCUUUUCAAGCGAGUGUUUGGUUGUGGAAAGCAAUGUCCAUUUUGUAAAGUUCCCUGUGAGGCUGGAGGAAAAGGACAUGAUAAGCAUCAUGCAGCUGUGCAUCGACCACAAGGUCUUGGUGGAGCCAAGAAUAAUGACACUGAGAAGCUGAUUGAAACACUGUGUACAACUGAUGUGCAAAGUGAAGCUAAAUUCAGUAACAAAGAUACUAAACAGAAGUUUCAUUCUUACAAAAAGUAUUAUACUUACUAUCCAGACUGGCUCAUUUCUCCAGAUCCCAGCAUAGAGUCAUCUGACUACUGGAAGUAUGUACUGGUACGAUACAAUGACAGAGUUGCUCAACAAUACGAGGCCAAACCAGCUGAUGUUCCAGAGGCCUGGAAGAGAAUCACAAAGGAACAAGCACUGAAGGGCUUAAAAGAUGCUUACAACAUAAAGUUGACAAGAUAA